ACAGAUAUCCCCCAAAUGUCAGGACAGUACAGAUAUCCCCCAAAUGUCAGGACAGUACAGAUAUCCCCCAAAUGUCAGGACGGUAUAGAUAUCCCCCAAAUGUCAGGACGAACAGAUAUCCCCCAAAUGUCAGGACAGUACAGAUAUCCCCCAAAUGUCAGGACAGUACAGAUAUCCCCCAAAUGUCAGGACGGUACAGAUAUCCCCCAAAUGUCAGGACGGUACAGAUAUCCCCCAAAUGUCAGGAACGGUACAGAUAUCCCCCAAAUGUCAGGACAGUACAGAUAUCCCCCAAAUGUCAGGACAGUACAGAUAUCCCCCAAAUGUCAGGACAGUACAGAUAUCCCCCAAAUGUCAGAACAGUACAGAUAUCCCCCAAAUGUCAGGACGGUACAGAUAUCCCCCCAAAUGUCAGGACAGUACAGAUACCCCCCAAAUGUCAGGACAGUACAGAUAUCCCCCAAAUGUCAGGACAGUACAGAUAUCCCCAAAUGAC
This is a messenger RNA of Staurois parvus, 496 nucleotides long. The record is from the annotation of a GenBank genome assembly. NCBI's taxonomy places the organism in Eukaryota, Metazoa, Chordata, Amphibia, Anura, Ranidae.